AUGGCGGCCCCGCCGCCCCCCGCCGGCUCGGAGGGAGAAGGCACGCGUCCGGCCCCGCUGCAGCGCCCCCCGCCGGCUCGGAGGGAGAAGGCACGCGCCCGACCCCGCUACAGCGCCCCCCGCCGGCCCGGAGGGAGGAGGCACGCGCCCGACCCCGCUGCAGCGCCCCCCGCCGGCCCGGAGGGAGAAGGCACGCUCCCGGCCCUGCUGCAGCGCCCCCGCCGGCCCGGAGGGAGAAGGCACGCGCCCGCCGCUCACCGCAGCGCCCUCCGGCGGCCCAGAGGGAGAAGGCCCGCGCCCGGCCCCGCCGCAGCGCCUCCCGUCGGCCCGGAGGGAGAAGGAACGCGCUCGGCUCCGCUGAAGCGCCCCCCGCCGGCUCGGAGGGAGAAAGCAAGCGCCCACCGCAGCGCCCCCCGCCAGCCCGGAGGGAGAAGGCACGCGCCCGGCCCCGCUGAAGCGCCCCCUGCCGGCUCGGAGGGAGAAGAGAGAAGGCACGCGCUCGCCGCAGCGCCCCCCGCCGUCUCGGAGGAAGAAGGCACGCCUACCGCAGCGCCCCCCGCCGGCUCGGAGGGAGAAGGCACGCGCCCGGCCGCGCUGAAGCGCCCCCCGGCGGCCCGGAGGGAGAAGGCACGCCCGCCGCAGCGCCCCCCGGCGGCCCGGAGGGAGAAGGCACGCCCGCCGCAGCGCCCCCCGCCGGCCCGGAGGGAGAAGGGAGAAGGCAAGCCCGCCGCAGCGCCCCCCCGCCGGCCCGGAGGGAGAAGGGACGCGCCCGGCUCCGCUGAAGCGCCCCCCGGCGGCCCAGAGAGAGAAGGCACGCGCCCGCCGCAGCGCCCCCCGCCGGCUCAGAGGGAGAAGGCACGCGCCCGCCGCAGCGCCCCCCGGUGGCUCGGAGGGAGAAGGCCCGCGCCCGGCCCCGCUGUAGCGCCCCCCGCCGGCCCGGAGGGAGAAGGCACGCGCCCGCCGCCCGCCGCAGCGCCCCCCGCCGGCCCGGAGGGAGAAGGCACGCGCCCGCCGCUCACCGCAGCGCCCCCCGCUGGCCCGGAGGGGGAAGGCACGCGCCCGGCCCUGCUGAAGCGCCCCCCGCCGGCUCGGAGGGAGAAAGCAAGCGCCCACCGCAGCGCCCCCCGCCGGCACGGAGGGAGAAGGCACGCGCCCUGCCCCGCUGAAGCGCCCCCUGCCGGCCCGGAGGGAGAAGGGAGAAGGCAGGCGCCUGGCCCCGCUGAAGCGCCCCCCGCCGGCCCGGAGGGAGAAGGCACGCCCGUCGCUGCGACCCCCGGCGGCCCGGAGGGAGAAGGCACGCCCGCCGCAGCGCCCCCCGCUGGCCCGGAGGGGGAAGGCACGCGCCUGGCCCCGCUGAAGCGCCCCCCGCCGGCCCGGAGGGAGAAGGCACGCGCCCGCCGCCCGCCGCAGCGCCCCCCGGCGGCCCGGAGGGAGAAGGCCCGCGCCCGCCCGCCCCCGGGCCCGGUGUCAAGUACCGGCGGCGUGGGGAGCCCCCGCGGCGGGCAGGGCCGGCGGCCGGCGUUCCGGGGUCACCAUCGUCGGGGAGCAGCCGAGCGGGAGCCACCCUGA
Messenger RNA from Tachyglossus aculeatus (Australian echidna), 1569 nucleotides. RefSeq names its product proline-rich protein 2-like. The transcript is spliced from 5 exons. NCBI's taxonomy places the organism in Eukaryota, Metazoa, Chordata, Mammalia, Monotremata, Tachyglossidae. The record is from RefSeq and is a predicted model, not a curated record. Bases 1 to 1569 code for a protein of 522 amino acids.